CACGCAAACUCCACACAGACAGCAACCAAGGCAUCGAACCCGGGGCACCAGCACUGCGAGGCAGCAACGCUAACCACUGAGCAACCAAUAUGACCUGUGUAUCUAAACUAAAGAAUUUCUAACCAGCUUCAUUCUGCUUGCUCGGCUUUUCACACCCCCUUUAGACUGAUGGUGCUCUAAUCUCCCUCUCUUCUCCUCCCACUGAUGAUGAUGAUACCAGUCAUAAUAUCAAUAGAAAUGUAUAUAGUAAUAUCAAUGAGAAUGUAUUAUUAUCAUUAUUAUUAUUGUGGCUGUUACUAUUGCAUUUAUUCUUAACCUUAACUUAAUGCUAAUCACGCUUCUGAGUUCAGACCCGAGGAAAGCAGUAGUCGGGCAUGAGAAACAGAAAGUGUUCGUCUCUGCUGCUUUGGCUCGGAGUGUGACGAGUUGGAAGGGAACAGGCCCGACAGUAGUACUUCCGGGUCACUACAGAGGUGAUUUCCGGCAGCUGCUUGACAGGAAGGAAGUUUUUACUUUGAAAGAGAGAAGGUUUAGGACGUAAUUCAGACUGUUUUAUCUCCACAUGUGCAGAAGUGGCGGGCCUGGAGUCGUUUAGGUUGAUAGGGGUCUCUCUUCCUCGCUACUGUUUGCAGAGUUACGUCGUGCCGGACUGAUGGGGCCGGAUCGCCUUUGGGCGAUGGGGACCCUCGUGAAGAUGUGUGGGCGCCUGGGGCACAAGCUCUGCCUGCGCUGCGCACCCGUGAGCCGACAGGCGCGGCGUGCGGCGUCAGGCCUGGGGAGGGCGCCACGACCCCCGCCGCCCUCUGCGGGACGUCCCAGCGUGGAGGAGUGCGUCGAUCUCUGGGAGGGGGUCUUCGGGGAGAGGGGGGUGUCCGAGCCGCGGCUGUCCAGCGAAUACAUCGUUGCGCACGUCCUGGGAGCCAACACUCUGGCGAGCCUGGCUCGGCGCGGGCUGGCGGCGGUGCUGACAGAAGCGCAGACGCAGCGGGUCUGGGACCUGUGUGCCCGGCGCCUGGAGAGGAUGCCCGUGCAGUAUGUGAUAGAGGAGUGGGACUUCAGAGACCUGACGCUGAAGAUGAGGCCACCUGUCUUCAUCCCCAGGCCUGAGACCGAGGAGCUGGUGGGCCUGGUUCUGACGGACCUGCAGCACAGCCGCGGGCCGGAUCAGCGGGGGGCCGUGCUGGCCUCGGGCCCCAGUCUGAGGUUCCUGGAGGUGGGCUGCGGCUCGGGGGCGAUCUCCCUGAGCCUGCUGAAGAGCCUGCCACAGGCCCGUGCAGUGGCAGUGGACAGGAGUCCUGCGGCGGUCUCCCUGGCCGAAGAGAAUGCACACAGGCUGGGACUGCAGGACCGUCUGGACCUGAUGGAGCUGGAUGUGAUGACGGAUGCCCAGGCUGUGCUCAGUCAUUGUGGUCUGUUCGACUUCAUCGUCAGCAACCCUCCCUAUGUGUUCUCUGCUGACAUGGCUGCCCUGGAGCCAGAGAUCCUCAGGUUUGAAGACCCAGGGGCGCUGGACGGAGGAGCUGAUGGGAUGGAUGUGAUCAGGCAUAUUUUGUCCCUUGCGCAGCAAAUUCUACCUGUAGGCGGGAAGGUGUAUCUGGAGGUGGAGCCGCGGCAGCCGGAGAUGCUACAGCAGAGACCAGGAGCAGGCCUGCAGUACACAGCCACACACAGAGACUUCAGCCACAGGCCCCGGUUCUGUGUCUUACAGAGGGGCCGGGGCAGCGGGGACGGCUGACGGGCAGGAGGACGAGAAGACAAGGGGGCGCAGCGGAAGAAAACACCCCCACCCCACACGCGCUCCUCUCCUGUCUUUGCACACCCCCUGAACCCCUGGGGCUCCUCUCUGCAGCAGAAGAAAGCACCUGCGCCUCUGUCCCAGUCCCCCCCCCCCCACCUUUCCCACUCUCCUCUCCUGUCUCCGCACAGGGGGGCUGGGACACCCCCUGAACUCCUGGUGCUCCUCUCUGUAGCAAAAGUUAGAAGUCUGCGGACCGGCUAGAAUUUGGAGCCUCAGAGACCCCCUGUGACCCCUCACCCUCAGCUCUGGGAGGGGUGAUCCUGACCAUAUGCAGAAACCCUUCGACAGCCGUCCGCCUCUCCCUCCCCCGUCUCCCUCGAGCUUCCGCAGAACCGCUCAGAGUCCAGUGUACCUGACCUUUGCCCAGUACUCCCGGUACUCACCCGGAGGUACGGAGAGGGGGCUGGCGCAUGGAGCAGCUAUCGGAUUCCUAGGAAAAAGAAGGCGGCAAAACAACAACACGCUUGCGAGGGCUGAUGGGAGCGAGCCCAGCACUGUGGUGCACAGACAGGCCUUGCAGCCGCUGGGAGCUGCGCAGGCUGGGGCCUGCUCUCUGACGGGCCGAGUUCGGAUUUGCUUAUUGACAAGUGGGGACGUCAGCCGGAGCUGGGGGGGGGCUCUUUACAGUUUGUACAACCAGAAUAAAUGUUUCCUGUUGACAAACAAAA
This is a messenger RNA of Lepisosteus oculatus (spotted gar), 2466 nucleotides long. RefSeq names its product HemK methyltransferase family member 1 (gene hemk1). NCBI's taxonomy places the organism in Eukaryota, Metazoa, Chordata, Actinopteri, Semionotiformes, Lepisosteidae. The record is from RefSeq and is a predicted model, not a curated record. Gene Ontology annotation, biological process: protein methylation. Gene Ontology annotation, cellular component: mitochondrion. Gene Ontology annotation, molecular function: protein methyltransferase activity; nucleic acid binding.